Molecule: messenger RNA, 2355 nt
Organism: Hylaeus volcanicus
Lineage: Eukaryota; Metazoa; Arthropoda; Insecta; Hymenoptera; Colletidae
Exons: 5
Coding region: 319-2355 (678 amino acids)
Source: RefSeq, a predicted model, not a curated record
UAUUUUUUUUACUUUGAAAUAAUGUGAUAGUUCAACUUGUUUUGUUUCGUUCAGCUUGACGUUUUAAAAAAUUUAGUAAACCUCAAGCACGUUUUAUUAAGAAAAUGUUGUUGCAGUGUAUUAUGACGUUAUUAAAAACAGGCGUUUCGUUUUAAAAUUUUAGCAUGCUAAGUUUAAAUUGAGAAUCGUUCACUCAAUUAUGGUUCUCCUUACAUAGAAUAAAGUAAUCAAGAAAUUAAAAAAAACUAUGUAGAAAGAAUUAAUGUGGGCAUCCUCCUAUUCUUUUUCAGCUUGAUUUGACGUACGUCUGCAGAAAAAAUGGAAUACAACAUUCUCAAUCCAUUGAAACAUCAAUGGAUUAUUUCAUGUUACUCCGUAGAAGAUUUACAAAGUCAAUUCUAUUUUCAUACCAAAAGUUUUAGAAAAGGAUCUCAAGAGACUUGCACAAGUAUCAGUGAAUCAACUGUAAAUUACAAAAAGGUAAACGAAACCUUAGACAAAUUAUCAGUUGCUGACACAAGAUCAUUUAAAAACAUAUUCGAAACAUUUUACUACGCUUUAUGUAACUCUUCAUCUAUUAAAAUUACCUCUACUGAAGGAUUGAGGCUUGGAAAAAUCUCUACGAAGGAAACGUUGUUACUUAAAAAAUUUUUGGUCAGAGUACUUGUGUACGAUAUGUGCUAUAUGUCUAUGUUUUGGAACAAAUUACGAAAAACUAGUCCUAGCUAUAAGAUUGAAAAAACGACUUUACAGUCUACUUUGAAUGCGUCUCAGCGUAUUACAACUUCACCGCAAGAAAACAACUUUUUUUUGUUAAAUUCGUCUAGUCUUAAAGCACUUUUUUCUUUAACAAUACUUCACAGAUCAGAGUCGACAAAAUCAUUACGAAAACUUCUAUCCUCAUGUUUUCGUUUAUCCAGUAAAAUUUUUCUUCAAUUUCAUACACUGUCUUGUGCGCUUCCGUCGCGACUGAAACCAUUGUUUGUUCAAAACGACCUGAAUUCUUCUCGAUCGUUUUCAGUAGAUCCUUUAAGAUUGAAAAAGCACACCGACCUUGCAAAUACAUCGCAUAAGAACGGUUUAAUUAAUAGCAAUAAUUUACCGCGUAGCCGUUCACGAACAGUAGAACUAAAAAAGAAUGUUUCAUAUAAGAAAAAAAAGGAUUGGACUUUUUUACUUCAUGACUUUUCAAAUUUAAUUUCUGACCCCUUGUUCCAAGAUUCCUUGUAUAGCAAGAUAUCCGUAUUACCGUUAGUAUCCGAUUUUUAUCUUUCGCCACCUCCUCACAAUGAAUCUUCGUUAUCCUUAGAGUAUAUGAAUAAUCUUCCUAGUGUACUUGAUACAACAGUAGCUUUUUGUAUUGCUUCUAUUUGCAUGUUUUCAUUAAAAACUUUGAAGGCUCAAGAAAUUACAAAGCUAGCUUUUGGAGAUUCCUGGAUAUUACCGUCACAUAGUACAAGUGUAUUUGACCAACUGUAUAAAAAAAAUCAAUUUUUUUCUUUUGAGAAGAACAAUUUUAAACUUAACAAAAGUUUUCAGAAUAAGGAUUUUUCUACCGUGGAUUUUACUGAAGAAGAAACGGUGACAACGAGGCGCUUAUUAAACGCUAGUUUUUUUAAAAAAGAAUUAAGCUAUUCACUCUUAAGCUGUAAAAUAUUAAUGGGUCAUUUACCUCUGGUCACUCUUAUAUCAGGGGCAUCUGGUUGCGGUAAAUCAACUUUAGCUUUGCAUUUAGGUACUAAACUUGGGUGUAUUAAAGUUAUUACAACGGACACAAUCCGACAUGUUUGUUGCUCAAUGGGGGUAAAAAAUACCAUUUCUAUUUUACAAGCUUCAACAUACGAAGCAGACAUGGUCUUACAAAAACUGAGUAUUUUUGAGCGAAAGUUUUUAGAAGAAGAGUACGGGAAACCUUCAUAUGAUGCCGGAUCGUUUUCUAAAUGCAUUGAAGGUUAUCUGAUUCAGUCAAGAUUACUUUAUGAAACAAUAAAGAAAGUUGUGGAAUCAUGCAUACAGCAGGGAAAUAGUGUUGUCUUAGAAGGUGUUCACUUAACCAAUGAAAUUGUAUCUAAACUACAAGAAAGCUUUCCAAAAAGAUGUUUUGCAUUUUUUAUUUAUUUAGUAGAUAAAGACAGUCAUUUGAAACGUUUAGCGAGCCGUUCUGCUAAUUGUGAAAUGACACCAUCUAAAAAUAAAUAUAUCAGAUGUUUGAAAAAUAUUCGAGCAAUACAAGAUUAUUUGGCUCAAACUCUGUCGGAAAAAAUUGUUCAUAUUGAAAAUACAUCCAUUGACUGUUCAGUUGAAGUGAUACGUCAAACAAUUGUAUCAAGACUUCAUGAAAGCAGCGUCUAUUAA